Amphibalanus amphitrite is the source of this 4402-nucleotide messenger RNA. Its product is annotated as endothelin-converting enzyme-like 1. Gene Ontology annotation, biological process: protein processing. The coding region runs from base 1 to 2853 and encodes 950 amino acids. The transcript is spliced from 17 exons. The record is from RefSeq and is a predicted model, not a curated record. Gene Ontology annotation, molecular function: metalloendopeptidase activity. Gene Ontology annotation, cellular component: plasma membrane. NCBI's taxonomy places the organism in Eukaryota, Metazoa, Arthropoda, Thecostraca, Balanomorpha, Balanidae.
AUGUACAUAACUACAUACGCUCUCCCGUCGGUGACGACUCGGCCGCGGCCGCCCUCAUCGGCACCGACGCGCGGCUCGCGGCGCGCGGCGCGUCUCGGCCGUCGGAGGGGUGGCCUUGGGCAGGUGGGCGGCGCGCCGGGUGCCCGCCCGGCGCCGCUGGCCAGCACGUGCGUCAGUGCCAGUCGGCGGACGACGCGCGGCGGUGUGGGGUCGACGUCGUCGCGUCGGGGCACGGUGUCGACGGUGUCGACGGUUGGUUUCUGGGGAGGCGCUGUGAAGCCAGUGAAGGUGGCGACCGAGCUGACCGCCAUGGACCUACAGGAGACGCCGGCGACGACCGGCCGACCGCGCGGCCACCGGACCGGCAUGGAGCGCUUUCUGAUCGGACUGACACUGGCGCUGCUGCUGUCCAGUGUGGUGCUGGUCGGCUCGUUGGUGUAUGUGGUGACGUCGGGCGCGGAGGAGAAGACGGCGGCAGGCAGAACCCAGGUGGCGGACGCCAACAGGUCGCUGGGAGGAAUGGCCAGUCCUCGCACCAUGGGGCAGGCCACUGUGCCGGAACAGUUUCAGGGUGACCUCUGCGUGACCCCGGGCUGCGUGUCAGUGGCCGCACACUUGCAGCGCGCCCGGGAUCCCACCGUGUCUCCGUGCGACGACUUCUUCCGGCACGCCUGCGGCGGGUGGCAGCAGCGAAUGUCCCAGCUGGGCCUGGCUGACGCGGAGGCUGACUACAGCAUCAACAUCGACCAGCCGCAAGCAGUGAUAGACUGGAAACUGACGCAGCUUCUUUCAUCACGAACUGAAGAAACAGUUGAAGGAUUCCAGCACACGAAGGACUUUUUCGUCUCGUGCAAAGAACAUCUUCCAGCCAGACGAUCUGACCUGGAAGCAGCAGCUGAUCACAUUCUGGAGCACGUGCUGGGUGGGUUCAGGAGCACCGCCAGCUGGGCGGCUCAGCCGCAGCAGCUGACGGAGCUGCUGGAGCAACUGCACCGGCUGCGCGGAGGUCCUCUGUUCCAGCUGCACCGCACCGUUGACCCGCGCGACCACAGUCGCCGGGUGGUGGAGAUCUCCGUGCCGGACUCGGACCCGAUGGAGCAUCGGUCUCCCUGGCGGGCCUACCGCCCGACCAGUUCCUUUCGUCGGCGCCGACGGGUAGAGACAACGUCGGCGGCGUCGGUUGAAACAGAGGACCACGGCGCCGGGCAUGGACCCGCUCACGAGGAAGGCCCAGAACAUCCGUACACAAGUGCCAGGUUCUUCAACGCCCUGAAGCGAGCCAUUGCCUCAGAACAUAUCAACGAGUCGAUGGAUUUCUUCGGCAUGAACAUUGUCAGAAGCAACCGGUCUGAGUUUUACUCGGAAGAAGACAUGCUAGCAGAUUGGUACAAAGUGCAAAAGUUUUUGUACAACUUCUCAGAGAUCAUGCCUUCUCACCGGGAGAGGGCCGAGCUGGAGAUCAACGGCCAGCUCCGGUGUCGGCACUCGCUGACCGUGCACCAGCUCAGCAGCGAGUUCAUAGCGGUAAACUGGACUCGACUUCUUCGAGAAACUGUCGCUCCGGACAUCAGGGACGACGAUGAAGUUUGCCUGCCUUUUCCGCAAUACAUGCAGGAUCUGGACCUCAUGCUGAUGAUUUUUUCACCCCGCAUAGUUCACAAUGCUGUGCUUCUGAUGUACAGGAAAUCUCAUCUGGACUAUCUAGUAGACGCCCUGUCCGGUGCAGCUAAGAGCGACGAGGCACGAGAUCAGUACUGUCUGGGUCUGGUCGAGACCGUCUUCCCGGUACCCCUGGCCGGCAUGUUUGUCAGGGACGCAGGCAGAGCCCGGGUCGACGCCUUUAAGGUCAAGGUAUCGGCUCUGGUCUCAGAAAUCCGAGACGAGCUCAUUCGAGGGAUAGAAAAGCGUAACAUCCAAACACCGUCGCCUAUCUACCAGACUGCACUGGAGAAACUACGGCGACUCCGCAGCUUCAUCGCUGCCUCAGACAGCUUCUGGGAUGACCACUUUAUCAACAGUCACUCUGCUAGCCUAGGACACCGGCUGCAUAUGCAGGAGCCCAAUCAUCAUCGUCUGCUGCGAUUAAUGAAGACGCUGACGUCGAUCGGUGACACCUUCUCCGACCAGUACCUCGCAGCAGACUUCCAAGCUGAAGAUACCAUUUGGAGUUACGUCGUUCAGCCCUACUCGCCAAACGCCUACUACCUAACGGACCGUAACGCGGUGGUGAUACCGCUGGCGUUCCUGUCUGAGCCGUACCUGUUUGACGAUGUACCGCGGUACAUUACGAUGGCGGCGCUCGGUACCACGAUCGCUCACGAACUGCUGCACAGUGUUGGUGUCACAGGGUUUUAUUUCAACAGUGACGGGGAGCUCCACUCGCUGUCAGAGGACACAGAACACCAGCUGUCGGAUCUACGACAUUGUGUCCGACAUCAGUUCACGCGGAAUCUCAGCCGGGAAGUGGAGAUCAGCGGUCUCUUGUUCAGCGCACAGCCGAACGGCGAGCUAACGCUGGACGAAAACCUUUCGGACCAUGACGGUCUGGCGCUAGCUUGGCGGACCUAUCACAGAUGGCAGCACCGUCACCGCCACUCGCCAGAGCCCCGACUGCCCGGAGUUCAGGGCAGCGUUCGACAAACCUUCCUCUUAGCAUUAGCGCAGACGUACUGUGCGAAGGUAGCGCCGGUGAGCUACAUUACGUCCGCAGAGGUGGACACCCACCUGCCCAAUCCCGAAAGGAUAAACGCCAUGAUGCGCCACUUUCCCGGGUUCGCCGCUGCCUUCGGGUGUCCUGUCGGGUCACCAAUGAGACCCGAACACCAGUGCAGCCCCAUCUGGUUACCACUGUGAUGAAGUGAUCCCUGCGUUUGACUAUCUGCUGAGAAACAGAGUGAAACAUGUGAGGAAGCUAGAGACCGGUUGUCUCUUACAUGACAUCCAAGAUGGUGCCGGGGCGAUACAAUUUCAAAUAGUGACUACUGAUUUCUCAUUUAUCAGCGGUUCAUGGGAUGGCCACGAUCUUGCCGGUGCAAGCUUUUCGGGUAUAUUUUUGUUAACUGAAAAAGCGCGAUGGAUUGCCACUAUUGGACAAUCGCUCACUAGCUGACAGUGGAUGUACUGUGGCGACUUGAGUGGCCUACUGGCGUGCGUUGCGGUUUCAAAGGCUAGCCCAAGUGACUCCGCAGUGACCUCGGAUAAACAACCGGCGUGGAGGCUCGGUAUGCUGCAGGCUCAGAGACUAGCCGAGUUAACUCAGGACGUAGCUCGUGGGAAUAGCAGUCUGUCAUCAAGUUGUGGUGGUUGAGUCGUUUUUCGUGAUGACGUAGACAAAAUACCAGCGCUGGUUGCUGUCAGAGAGUCAGUUACGGAAAGCAUACUAUCAAUGGUCUGACCAUGCAGCGCAUGUGCUCUGCGCAUCUCGAAACUAGAAUCUAUGGACAUGUGAACGAGAUGAUAGGUGUACGGGGUGUGACGUCAUGUUUGAUGUCAUCAGGUGAGAUGCCAGCGUACCUUAGUGCACAACUCGUGUGUUGAAACUUGACAUGUUUGUUGUUUUCCCAGGCCAGUAGAGGAAUGAGCAUGGUUUGAUUUUGUGAAUUGUUUUUCGAGCUCCAGAAAAAGCAUUGUGGGACAGGUGUGAAAAAAGAGUUGUAAAAUCGCUGAUCUACUUGAACGCAAAUGGUUACCUACACCAACGCCUUACUUUGUCUACUGAAUGAAAAAUUCAACAGUAAUGAUAAUAUUGCAGCAACCAACGUUUAGAAAUGCGUUAGCGACGCUGGAGCAGAUGCGAUUGGUGCCAAGUUGCGCUGUGGUGGAGGCAGGAAACGCACAAAUCCUGUCAUCGUAUGGAAUGCCAGCUUCCCGGUCUGGAUUUGAGUGUGAUGCUAGCGAUUCGGAUUUCGGACAGCCUCGUAUAGGCAGUGAGAGCUGUGUGAGCCCUUCGUGGAAUGGUGCAGUACCAAUACAGGGUUUUGGUCGCGGGUACGCACCGGUGAGCUGCCCCAUGUGUCAGUGUUCGCAGUGUGUCAGUAAGGGAUGUCAGUGACAGCAAUGACACUUGCCACGCAAGAGCAUCCCGCUGGGGCCGUUGCCGCGCAAUGAUGUGCGCGAAACUGUGCGAGCGUGUAGAAAAGCAGGGUAUAUCGAGUCCUAUGCCGGUACAAAUGUGUGGGUCGUGAUCGUUUUAUUCGGUUAUCUCUUUGUACGGGCUCUUGGCUGUUUGCGAACUGUUUGCAGAUAGAAAAAUUAGUCACUACAGUUUGAUAUUUUUGUAAGAAGUUACGCAUCCACUGAAAGUCUUGAUGCUUUUCGUAUUGAAAGGGAUAUUGUUUGACACUAAGCAAUUUGUACAUAUGCUAUACGCUGAAAAUAAAUGAAAUGUUUUAUCUCUUUUAAA